Messenger RNA from Triticum turgidum subsp. durum (durum wheat), 2286 nucleotides. Lineage: Eukaryota; Viridiplantae; Streptophyta; Magnoliopsida; Poales; Poaceae. The record is from the annotation of a GenBank genome assembly.
AUGAUCUGGCUUUCGGGGGUGGAGGGAGGGGUGAACCCGGAGGGGCGGGACGAGCUGCCGCCGGUGGAUGCCGCCACGGACGGGGAGGCGAUGGCGCAGGGGAGUUUCGGCGAGGCAGAUUUUGACGCCAUGAUGGCGGAAUCUGGUGGGUUGCAGGGCGAGGAGGAGGAGGAGGAGGAGGGGAGUAGCCUGGCGCAGACACAGAAUAUUGCCGCCGACACGGCGGAGAUUUCUGAUCCUGCCGUACCUCCACACGAUGCUGAAGCCGGAUCGAACGAAGAUGGUCAGCGUGUUAGAUACCGUCUUCCUCCCCUUGAUAAAGAUGGGUUUCGAGUUUCUGAUCUUGUCUGGGCUAAAUUGCAAGGUCGUCCCUGGUGGCCUGGUGCAAUUUUCGAUCCUUCGGAUGCAUCUGAGCUGGCAUUGAAGCAUCAGAAAGAGGGCCACCAUCUGGUAGCAUUUUUUGGUGACGGCUCUUUUGCGUGGUGUCUGGAAUCCCAGUUGAAGCCUUUCAUGGACAACUGUCUAGAGAUGGAGAAACAAGGCAAUUCUGAUGCCUUCACCAAUGCAGUUAAUUAUGCGCUUCAAGAACUCUCAACGCGGAUAUUGACGGCCGCGAGUUGCUCUUGUCUCCCAGAAUACCUCUCUGAGAAUGGCAUGUGUUAUCUGCGUGGGAAUUCUGGGCUCAAGGCUGGAGUUGCUUGCUCUAAGGUUAGCCAGGCUGAGAUAUUGCAAUAUUUCAGUCCAGAACACCUUCUUCAUUAUAUGAAGUCGCUGGCUCUGUCCCCUUGCCAAGGAGGUGUUCUGCAGGAUUUAGUGAUUGCUUGCUCUCAACUUAUGUCUUUCUAUCGGUCUAAGGGAUACGGUGAAAUUGCAUCAUUUCAAUCUGGCAGUGCAUGGGCAGAGGAUAGCAUCGACACAACUGUUACCAAUGAAGUGCAGCCUAGUGUGAAGCCCAAAAGAGGUAGGGGAAGACCUCGUAAGCGAAAGCCUGACGAUGACAUAGAGUUGACAGAGGGAAGGCCCAUUGUGAAGCCUCAGAAUGAACCGAUAGUUCAUAACAACAUUGGUGAAACAGAGUGUGGUGAAGUUGACAUCUCUGUGAAGAAGCCGGCAAAAAGAAGGCGUGUGCAGAGGCGCCAUGGUGUGGACACCAAGGACUUAUUAUCUGGGAUGGCAGCUUCUACUGAAAUGAGCAUGAUUGGAAAAACUGAAGGGGACAGGAGUGAAGAGUGGAAAUUUUUGCCUUGCCCUAAGGAAGAAACAACGGACCAUAUGCAGGACGCCUACUGGUCUGGACUGAGUUUACAUACUGUCUCGACUCAUAGCCUCAAAGGGGCAAGUGGCAAAACAAGGCCGAUACGUAGGCGGAGACAGACGCGACGAACAUGUGCACCUUCAUCAGAUCGUUCUUCCCCUGUAUGUGAUAUGCAGCCUGAAACGUUGGGUGUUAACAGAAAGGUAGAAGUGAUAAAAAGAUCAAUUAUCCACGUUGACGAGAAGAUGGUCCACGAUGUAAACCCCACUGCACUUGUUUUGUGCUUUGGCAAGUCAAUUGCUCUUCCUUCAGAAAUGGAUUUUAUUAGGAUGUUCAGUCGCUAUGGACCACUAAAAGAAACCGAGACUGAAGUGCACAAGAACACAAAUACUGCUAAAGUUGUCUUCAGGAAACGUGUCGAUGCUGAAAGGGCUUUCAGUGUUGCUGGCAACUUUGGCUCUUUUGGACCUUCACUUCGAAGUUUUCGUCUUGCGAAUAUGCCAUUUUCUCUAAGAACGACUGAAUUGAAUUAUCCCAAGUUACGCCCUGAAGGCAUGGAGACUCCUGCUUGUAGGGUGUCUGGAGUUGCACUGGAUUCUGCGCAAAUUGACAUCGUCGACAAAGCUGACAAAGGUGAAACUGUAAGGAAUCCAUCAGUUGAACACACUGAGAUGGUCAAGCUUGCAGGACAAGAUGAAGGCAAUACCGAGCGUGCUUUACAUGCCGGAGGCAGAAAUGAAGAGUCACCUGAUGUUCUCUCAGAUACCAUGCAAACUGGAAUUGUAGAUGACACCCUAAAACACAAACUUGUGUGUGUACAUGGUGUUGUCAAGGCCUCGGAAGAUACCAUGGAAGUUGAUAAUACGGAUGAGUCUCGAGAAGAAACUAGCAUGCCUAAGGACCUGAGAGCUCAAGCUUUUACUCGAUAUGUACCAAAACAGUCUGUGGGGGAUGAGUACACGCUCCAGGGAAUCGAGGGGUCAACAGUUGAAAUGCCUGUUGGGGAGGCUAGAAAAUUUAGCUGCUGCUGA